Messenger RNA from Solanum dulcamara, 1764 nucleotides. RefSeq lists its product as uncharacterized. Bases 1 to 1764 code for a protein of 587 amino acids. The transcript has 6 exons. The record is from RefSeq and is a predicted model, not a curated record. Lineage: Eukaryota; Viridiplantae; Streptophyta; Magnoliopsida; Solanales; Solanaceae.
AUGCAGGGUUUCUCCAAUACCAUUUUGGAUCUUGAACUGAUUGAUCCUCUUCUCCAAGGAGCACAGUUCACCUGGUCAAGAGGGGAGGAGACACUCCAAGCAACAAGAAUUGACAGGUUCCUUUAUUCAUCAGAAUGGACUGAGAUGUUCACGGCUAUCAGACAAUACACAAUGCCAAGAGUAAUUUCAGACCAUAAACCCAUCCUGGAAAGUGGAGAUUGGGAGGCAUCACCAUCCUACUUCAAAUUUGAGAACAUGUGGCUUCAAGCAGAAGGCUUCAUUGAUAUGAUAAAAGGAUGGUGGCAGUCCUACAUUAUUCAGGGUACCCCAGACUUUGUGCUGUUGCAGAAACUCAGAAACCUAAAGAAAGACAUUUCUAAAUGGAACAGGGAGCUGGAUCAAUUAGCUGAACUCAGAACCCUUUCAGCACAAGAGAAAGCACAGUCCUUGAAUCUGAAAUUGCAGCUUCAACAAAUUGCAACAGCUGAAGAGAUGUCAUGGAGGCAAAAAUCUAGAUGCUUAUGGCUUAAAGAGGCGGACAAGAACACUAAGUUCUUUCAGAGAAUGGACAAUUCACAUAGAAGGGGUAACUCCAUUGAAAGAUUGAGAAUAGGGGAUGAGCUGACUGAAGAUAAAGGAAGGAUAAAGGAUGGCAUUCUGAAGUAUUAUCAACAAAUUUACAAAGAAGCUGAAUCCUGGACCCCAGGUCCUGAUGGUUACACCAUGGCUUUCUUCCAAAAAUCAUGGUGCUUCAUUAAAGAUGAUAUGCUAGCAGCUCUCAAUUUCUUUCACCAGAAUUGCCAAAUGGUGAGAUCUUGUAAUGCUUCUUUUAUUGCUCUAAUUCCAAAGAAGAAGGCUCGGGCAGAAAGUGCAUUUCUAAAGAAUAGGCAAAUAACUGAUGCAUCCUUGAUUGCUAAUAAGGUGCUAGACUGGAGAAUGAAGAGUGGUGAGUCUGGGAUCUUAUGCAAAUUGGAUAUAGAGAAAGCCUUUGACCAGCUUAACUGGGCCUAUCUAGUCAGCAUUCUGAAACAAAUGGGCUUUGGUAACAGAAGUCUAGUGGGAUUCUUCUCAACUCAAAAGGGGUUGAGGCAGAGGGACCCACUCUCUCCUUUUCUAUUCCUCCUGGCUAUGGAAGGGCUAUCUCAGUUGCUACCUAAGGCUAAAGAACUUCAGUGGGUUCAAGGAUUUCAAGUAGGCAGCAAUCCAGCUACCACUGUCAAUGUGGCCAAUCUAGAGGAACUUGCUGGCAUACUAAGUUGCAAAACUGGGUCCUUACCCACCACCUAUCUAGGUCUUCCCUUGGGGGCAAGUUUCAAAUCUUCUGGAAUCUGGAAUGGAGUUAUUGAAAAAAUGGAAAAGAGACUGGCUACAUGGAAAAUGCAAUACCUCUCCAUGGGAGGUAGGCUCACUCUCAUCAAUAGUGUCCUAGACAGUAUUCCUAUACCAGGUUCAAUUCUAAAACAAAUGGAUAGGCUCAGAAGGAGAUUUCUAUGGGAAGGAAAUAGUCUCACUCACAAGUACUCUCUAGUUAAAUGGCAAUCAGUAACUCAGCCUAAGUUUCAAGAAGGCUUGGGAAUCAGAAAUCUCAAACUUCACAACAACAGCUUACUCAUGAAGUGGCUCUGGAGGUCUGGACAAAUUGAGGCUGGGUUUUGGAGAGACAUCACUAAGGCAAAAUAUGGCAUUCAAGACCACUGGUGUCCAAUGAAAAGCACUGAACCCCAUGGUGUUGGGGUCUGGAGACACAAGCAGUUUCCAAGAUGA